GGACUUACACACCAAGUUAAAGUACUUCAGUUUAACUCUUCAAAGAUGAUGAAGUUUGUGUUGUUCGCUGCUGUGCUGGCGUGCUGCGCCUACAUGUGUGUGGCACAAGUCAGGGGUGGUAUCUACUGCGGCCGACAGCUCUCCGAGACGCUGGCGAACCUGUGCUGGGGCCCCGAGCUCAACAAGCGCAGCUGGUGGGUGCCGCCGGCGGGCGCGCUGGCUGGCAUGCGCGGCAAGCGCGGCCUGGUGGACGAAUGCUGCAGCAAGUCCUGCACUAUAGAUGAACUAAUGAUGUACUGUUAGAUAAGGUGAAACUUUUGAUAUUAUAUUUGACUGAUAUUGGGAUGAUGUAAAUAUAUGAACGUCGUUUAAACUGUACAUAAUUAUUGUUUCAUUUAUGGGUAACCCUAGCUGUAGUUUGGAAAGACAGAUCUUUAAAAUUGCAAGUUCACACAAUAGCAGGUCUAAUCUGUAUUGUCAUAGAAUUUAAAUUGUAUAG
Molecule: messenger RNA, 499 nt
Organism: Spodoptera litura
Lineage: Eukaryota; Metazoa; Arthropoda; Insecta; Lepidoptera; Noctuidae
Source: RefSeq, a predicted model, not a curated record